This is a messenger RNA of Lachnellula hyalina, 645 nucleotides long. Its product is annotated as putative transcription factor lepB. The record is from RefSeq and is a predicted model, not a curated record. The transcript is spliced from 2 exons. Gene Ontology annotation, molecular function: zinc ion binding; DNA-binding transcription factor activity, RNA polymerase II-specific. Gene Ontology annotation, biological process: regulation of DNA-templated transcription. Lineage: Eukaryota; Fungi; Ascomycota; Leotiomycetes; Helotiales; Lachnaceae. The coding region runs from base 1 to 645 and encodes 214 amino acids.
AUGCCUGAAGACCAGAAAGCGCAUCGUUCUCGUCAAAGACCCGUCUCCUGCCGCUUCUGCAGGUCACGGAAGCUGCGCUGCAGUAGAGAAGCCCCAUGCUCAAACUGUGUAUCCCGCGGUGUUCGUUGCGAAUUACAAACCCCCAUUCGGUCUUCGUCCAAGUCUCGCGGUGCUUCCGAGCCCGAGCUCCUUGAACGAAUUCGUAAAUUGGAGGAUGUCGUAAAGAGCCAGGAAGCACGGCGAAACGCAAGCAUAGAGCGGCAGUCCGACAACUCUGAUAUUCAUCUACAACAAGAACACCCUUCAAAUUCAUCGCCUCUGAUUGAGCACCUCGAUGAUGAUGUUGCUUGGCUUCGGAGCAUCUGCAAUGUGCAAGACUUCUCGGAUAAAACACCCUCGAACAAAAUCGUGUUCAGGGUUUGUCCAAUACAGCAGAUUAUACAAGGCCAGCAAUCAUACAUUAAUCAAGAUCCGUUCCCUUCCUCUACACGUGUUGAACCCUUGAGAUGUGUCUGGCUGCCACAAUACGCGGAGGCCAAAAUACUCCUCGAGAAAUACCUCGAGGACCCUGACCAUGUCCAUCAUAUCGCUCAUAGUCCCUCACUUCCCGCUGUUCUCGACAACAUAUAUGAAUGUUUGAGCUAG